Plodia interpunctella (Indianmeal moth) is the source of this 2130-nucleotide messenger RNA. Its product is annotated as alpha-amylase 2-like. The coding region runs from base 137 to 1540 and encodes 467 amino acids. Gene Ontology annotation, biological process: carbohydrate metabolic process. The record is from RefSeq and is a predicted model, not a curated record. The transcript is spliced from 11 exons. Lineage: Eukaryota; Metazoa; Arthropoda; Insecta; Lepidoptera; Pyralidae. Gene Ontology annotation, molecular function: alpha-amylase activity; cation binding.
UUCAUUUCGGAUCAAGACCGUGACCUCUUAGUAUAGCUGAUAAGCGUUAUUGGUAUUGUAGUGCUCACUAGCUCGAUGGUUUGUGCGUGAAAAGUGUUACUAUUUUCAAGAGCAACGUUAUGAUAUAAUUAUAAAAAUGUAUUAUCUAUUACUGCUGCUCUCUCUUUCCGUGGUGUAUGGAGACCAUCACUUCAGGACCAACAUGUUGCCAGAUAGAACUUCUAUCGUACAUCUUUUCGAAUGGAAGUGGAAAGAUAUAGCCGAGGAGUGCGAGAGGUUUUUGGCUCCUCACGGCUUUGGUGGAGUUCAGAUUUCCCCUCCAUCUGAAAACCUGAUCAUCCAUCUAAAUGACGGCUCCCGAACUUGGUACGAACGGUAUCAGGUCAUGUCAUACAAGUUGAAGACCAGGUCCGGAGACGAGAAUCAAUUUCUGGACAUGACUAGACGGUGCAACAAAGUUGGUGUAAGAAUUUACGCAGAUGUAGUAAUGAACCACAUGACUGGAGACAACCCAAACAACAUAGGCACAGGUGGCAGCACUGCUGAUUUCCAGAAGUAUGAAUACCCAGGAGUUCCGUACCACCAGGAACACUUCCACUACCCCUAUUGUAGUGUCAAAAAUUACAAUAAUGCUACAGAGGUCCGAGACUGCCAACUGGUAGGUUUAAAAGAUUUAAAUCAAACGAUGGGCUACGUCCGCACCAAGAUCGUUGAAUAUUUCAAUAUCCUUAUUGAUUCUGGAAUCGCCGGCUUAAGAGUUGAUGCAGCAAAGCACAUGUGGCCGAACGACCUGAAAAAAAUCUACGAAAAGCUAAACAGUCUGAACACUGAUUUUGGGUUUGCCCCGAACACGAGGCCUUAUAUCUAUCAAGAGGUUCUAUACUAUGGCAAUGAAGACAUCAGACCUUCUGAGUAUACUUCACUUGGAGACGUCACGGAAUUCAGGGUGGAGUCAAAAUUGAAAGAAGUCUUCAAAGGGAGGAAUGCGCUGAAAUGGCUGGCAGCUAUAGCUUUUAUGUUAUCACAACCUUACGGAAUCACAAGAAUUAUGAGCAGCUAUUUCUUUGAUACGAGCGACCAAGGACCUCCGGAAGACUACAAUGAAAAUAUCAUUUCUCCCACAAUUAAUGGUGUAAGUUUGAACAUCGAAAGCCGUAUUUAUUGGGACGAUACAUGCGGCAAUGGAUGGGUAUGUGAACACCGGUGGCGCCAGAUAUACCAAAUGGUUGCAUUUAGGAAUGUGGUCAAGAACGAACCUGUGCAAAAUUGGUGGGAUAAUGGCAACAACCAGAUUGCUUACAGCAGAGGAAAUAAAGGAUUCAUAGUAUUCAAUCUUGAAGGGACAGAUUUUAAUCAACGUUUAAAGACAGGUCUACCCGAGGGAGAGUACUGUGACGUCAUAAGUGGUAAACGAAAAGACAGUUCUUGUUCAGGUUCUAAGAUCACCGUCGGUACUGACGGAUAUGCAAAUAUAGUGAAGAAAGCUAAUGAAGAAGAUAUACAUUUAGCAAUACACGUCGGGAAAGAGUCCAAGCUGUGAAAGGGGAAAAGGGUGUGAAAAACACCUAAAGCCGUAAUAGACGCACCACAAAAAUAUUGGACUCAUUUGAAUAUUUCUUUGCUAACAUCAAUAAACAUAUAAAUAUUUAAGUUCAGAUUACUUUUUGGCAAAAGAGGAGUUCAUACCUUAUAGUCGAAAAUAUUACCUAUAGUGCGCUUCAAGAAAAUUUUUACUUAAAGAUUAUGAAAUCAGCUUUCUGAUAUGAUUUUCCCUAUAAUUUUAGGCCAAGCUCAUAACAGCCCGGCUUUACCAGGGCUGAGCACAUAUCUUACAAUAUUUAUUUCCAAAAUACUUCAUUUAUUAUUUCAUUUCAUCGACUAAACUAGCAACACUUUCAUAUCUUCCAUAAAAUAACUCAACCAUAUCUGCUUUUAUAUGUGACUCCGAUUCAUUCAUUUAUCAUUUUUAUGUCGAUUCAUAUUUGAAUUCAGCUCUAUUCGAAAUAUUUCGAGUUGUUGAAUCUUUUCUCUUUAUGAUGUGUCCAAACCAAGUACGGCUAACUAUAAUUUCCUACCUUAUCAUUAUUGUAAAUUGCAUGAUAAAUAAAUGCACAAAAUGUUUGUAAACGU